Messenger RNA from Acanthamoeba castellanii str. Neff, 543 nucleotides. RefSeq lists its product as uncharacterized. The record is from RefSeq and is a predicted model, not a curated record. The transcript is spliced from 3 exons. Bases 1 to 543 code for a protein of 180 amino acids. NCBI's taxonomy places the organism in Eukaryota, Discosea, Longamoebia, Acanthamoebidae.
AUGUGCGAUCUGCGACGACAUCUCGAACAGACCGGGCAGCUCCAGUUUCAAGAUGCUCACCAACUGCAGCUCGUGAACGCGGCAGAGUGCAACAAGCCACAAUCGACAGAGCCACGCCAGGAAGAGGACGAGAAGAGGAAGAAGUGGAUGCCACGCGCUGGUCGUGGGGAGCGGCUCGAAAUCGGCUACGAAGUGGAAGAGGUCGUGCGCCUCCAGAGCAGAGCUCGACGAGGCCGCGACGAAGGGUUCUACUUCGUGCACAUCCCCAUGGGCCAGCUGGGCCAGCGCCUGCACGAGCUGCGGCCCUUCAUCGCCGAUGAGGUGCGGGCCGCCGCUACACGCGCGCUGCUGGUGGCGGCGGUGAUGAGACCUCCUAACCACAGCCAAACCUCCAACAACAUCAACAACAACGGCGACCAGCACAGCCACCUGGUGACGCAGCAGCUGCGGGCCAUCGGGUUCGACCGAGUAUACAACCUCGCCGGCGGUCUGGCGGCGUGGACCGCGCGCAUCGAUGACUCCCUCCCCUCCUACCACCACUGA